AUGGCAAAAAAGCGUCAUAACUGGAAGUCGAGGCAGGUCGUAGACACAAUAAUAGAUAAUUCCGAAACAAAGCGGAUUGAAGUGAACAUCCAAUCUUCCGAUAAAUAUGACCAAAGCAAUGAGUUUGCUUUACCAUCCAAGAAGCGAAAAACCAAAAUUAAAACCAACAAACCCGCCAUAACAAGAAUACUAUCGAAGAAGCAGAGAAAACGAUUGGAAAAAGUCGUCGAGAAAAAGAAAAAAAAGGAAAAUAGAGCCAACCUAUUAGAGUCCCUUCAGAAGGUCCAGGCAUCCCAGGAAGAACUCUCCCAAUUAACUUCAAUUGCAUCUAUACAAACUAAGGGUUUAAAAAGGCAUUUUCUGGAAGAAACGAAUCCCGAAAAAAUAAAAACCAAAAACAAAACAAAAGUUUCUGACGAUAAGGUAACAGUCAACUCAAUAUCCGGAUCGAAACGGAGGAAAUUAUUACAAAACGAAACUCACCCAGACAACCCAAACGUAGUAGGGUUCGAAAGCGACAGCAGCCAUUCAGACACUAGUAACUCAGAAAACGAAUUGGACAAUGAAAUCGAGCCUAAUAAAGUAGAAAUAGAAAUAGAGGAAAAGGAAACUGCUUGUGAAGAAUUAAACAAUGACAUCACAGUUGUUCCAGAACCCAAGCAAAAACCCAUAGAAAUCAAAGAAGAUGAAUCGAAGAAAGUAUCCUUGCCUAGAAAACCCGCUGUGUAUGUUGACGUAAUCCGUAGUAAAGAAAUACAAAUCGCGAGACUCAAACUUCCCAUACUAGCCGAAGAACAACAAAUCAUGGAAGUCAUUAACGAAAAUUCAAUCAUCGUAUUAGCCGGAGAAACUGGCAGCGGUAAAACCACACAGGUUCCUCAAUUUCUUUACGAGGCGGGGUACGCAUUAAAACACCAGAUUGCUGUAACAGAGCCCAGAAGAGUGGCUGCUAUCUCCAUGUCCCAACGAGUAGCCAAAGAAAUGAACUUGAGCACCAAAGAGGUCAGUUAUCUCAUAAGAUUCGAGGGAAAUGUUACCGAUGACACGAAAAUCAAGUUCAUGACGGACGGAGUGUUGCUGAAGGAGAUCCAAACGGACUUUUUGCUAUCUAAAUAUUCCGUUGUUAUAUUAGAUGAAGCCCACGAAAGAUCGGUUUACACGGAUAUAUUGAUCGGUUUACUGUCUCGAAUCGUUCCUCUGCGAAAUAAAAAAGGCAACCCUUUGAAAUUGGUGAUAAUGUCUGCGACACUUCGAUUAGAGGACUUCACUCAGAAUCUGAGGCUUUUUAAGGCGCCUCCGCCCGUUAUUAAAGUCGAAACCAGGCAGUUUCCCGUGACCAUUCAUUUCAACAAGAGAACCAACGAGAAUUAUCUAAAAGAGGCCUUUAAUAAGAUAGUCAAGAUUAACACGCAGCUACCAGAAGGCGGUGUUUUGGUUUUUGUGACCGGUCAACAAGAAGUAAUUUCUUUGGUGAGAAAAUUACGAAAAGCCUUUCCUUUAAGACACAAGAAGAAUAUAUUGAAGAAAAAUAAAGAUUUGAUACACAAGAAAGAUGAAAACGAAGAAGAUAGUAACGAUGAGGGUAUCGAAAGAGGUUUAAAAAAGGCUUUGACGUCGAAAAAAAAGAUUAAAAUCAUCCCGGAAAUCAAUCUCGACGAUUACAGCAUACCGGGCGAUAGUGGAAUAGCAUCAGACGAGGAUUUAUCAGACAUCGAAGACGAUGAAACAGAUGUCACGACAAUCACCAACGCCCAGCCGUUGUGGACUCUUCCUCUGUAUUCACUUCUACCCUCUUUUAAACAACAAAAAGUCUUCGAAGAUCCACCACCGGGUUGUAGAUUGUGCGUAGUGAGCACUAACGUGGCUGAGACUUCAUUAACCAUACCCAACAUAAAAUACGUCGUCGAUACCGGUAAAACAAAAGUUAAACUUUACGAUAAAGUUACCGGAGUCACUAGUUACGUGGUGAAUUGGACGAGUAAAGCUUCGGCGAAUCAACGAGCCGGUAGAGCCGGAAGAUUAGGCCCAGGCCAUUGCUACAGGUUGUACUCCAGCGCGGUGUUCAACGACGAAUUUCAAGACUAUUCGAUCCCGGAAAUCCGCCAGAAGCCAGUCGACGACCUUUACUUGCAAAUGAAAUGCAUGAACAUAGACAAAAUAGUCAAUUUUCCUUUCCCCACAGCGCCGGAUUUGAUGCAGCUCAAAUCGGCCCAAACGAGGCUCGAAACGCUGGGAGCGCUCAAUAACAAAGGCCAAGUGACGGCUCUAGGCAGGGCCAUAUCCAAAUUUCCAGUUUUACCGAGAUAUGGAAAAAUGCUGGCUCUCAGCCACCAACAGGAUUUGCUGCCUUAUACGAUUUGUAUGAUAGCAGCUCUUUCGGUACAGGAGGUGUUGUUGGAAGUUCCUAUCGGGCAAAUAUCCCUGGAAGAAAGGAAGGAAACUCGCCAGAGGUGGUUUUCUACGAGAUUACAAUGGGCCGGUCGGGGCAACUCGCUCCUUCUAGGCGACAAUAUGGUGUUGCUCAGAGCCGUUGGAGCGGCAGAAUACGCCCACAGCGAAGGUAAAUUGGAGGUAUUUUGCUCGGAGAACGGCCUGAGGCACAAGGCCAUCACCGAAAUCAGAAAGUUGCGAAUACAAUUGACCGGCGAGAUCAAGAAAAACGUGCCGGAUGCCAGCGUGGUCGUAGACCCGAAGCUGAAACCUCCCGAAGAUUUGCAGGCGAAGCUGCUGAGGCAGAUAUUGCUCGCUGGGAUGGGCGAUCAAGUGGCUAAGAAGAUUCAACCGGACGAAGUUAAAGAGGGAGAAGACAAGGCCAAAUUUAAAUACGCCUAUACUGCUAAUAACAUGGAGGAGCCUGUAUUCUUGCACCAAGGAUCGGUGUUGAAGAAAACUUUACCGGAAUACGUCGUGUAUCAGGAAAUAUACGAAACUAACAGAAUGUACAUGAGGGGAGUGACGGCAGUGGAACCGGAAUGGUUAGCUACUUAUGUACCGGGAUUGUGCAAUUUAUCCGAGCCCAUGAUGAGUCCUGAGCCCAGGUACAAUCCUAAUACAGGUAAAGUGCAUUGUACGGUUUCGGGUACAUUUGGGAGCCAAGCUUGGCCUUUGCCCAACAUAGAAAUAGCUUUUCCAGCGUCCGUGGAAAACUACAAAUGGUUUGCCAGGUUUUUAUUAGAAGGUAAAGUGUUUCCUAAAUUGGAAAAAUACGCGAAAAAUUUGCUGAGCCAACCGAAUAUAAUGAUCAAAACCUGGGCUAAACUGCAACCGCGUACGGAGGUAUUGUUGAAGACACUCUUAAGUAAAGAGUGUUGCACAAGGCACAAAUUAGAGGACGUUUGGAAGGAAAAUCCACAAUUUCUGUUGAAAGAAUAUUUGAAGUGGCUUCCGGAGUCCGCACACACGGAAAUCAGCCUGUCGUGGCCCCCUUUUGAUGGUAAAAAGUCAUGA
Molecule: messenger RNA, 3447 nt
Organism: Phyllotreta striolata
Lineage: Eukaryota; Metazoa; Arthropoda; Insecta; Coleoptera; Chrysomelidae
Source: the annotation of a GenBank genome assembly